Messenger RNA from Lecanosticta acicola, 2335 nucleotides. The record is from the annotation of a GenBank genome assembly. NCBI's taxonomy places the organism in Eukaryota, Fungi, Ascomycota, Dothideomycetes, Mycosphaerellales, Mycosphaerellaceae.
AUGAGCACAUACGGUCUGCCGAACGGCGGCGGCGAUACUCCGGACUUAUGGCAAUCGUCCGGCCGUUCACGAUUCCACCACAAUGAUCCAGAGCCUGCACAUGGUAUUUCCGAGAAGAUGAGCAGUAUGUUCUCAGGCGGUGGGAGAAAAGAUUCGUUACCGAUGUAUAAGGAUAAGCCGUAUCAUUAUCCCCCCGGCAAGGGAGGGCUUGCGGCGAGGUUACCGCCCUGGGCGAGGAAGAGAAAGGCCUUGGUUCCUGGGUUGAUGCUUCUAGGGGUAGUCUGUUGGUGGUUCGGAAUAUUGAGUCCGUUGACUUGGCUCGCGGGCACAGGGAAGAGUGGCAGUAUACUGCGAAGUCCGAAGAAGACACCCAGAGGGUGGGGACUACUCCCUGAGAGACCGAAUAUCGAUUGGGAGGAUCGAGCGGAUAUGGUGCGGGAUGCGUUUAAGAUUUCUUUCUCGGGUUAUGAGAAGUAUGGUUGGGGUACGUGCCAUGUAUGCGCUUCCUUUGGAGGGUUGAACGAGGGGGAGAUGCUAAUUGUCUGGGCAUAGGAUAUGAUGAAUACCAUCCCGUAACUCACACUGGAAAGCACAUGGUACCGAAGGGCAUGGGCUGGAUUAUUGUCGAUGCGUUGGACACGAUGAUGCUCAUGAAUCUGACGACGGAGCUCUCGCACGCAAGACAGUGGGUACACAGCAAUCUCACCUACGACCAGGACCACGAUGUGAAUACGUUCGAAACAACGAUACGGAUGCUUGGUGGGCUUCUAUCAGCGCAUUACCUGAGUACGGCUUUUCCUGGGAAGUAUGCGCCUGUAAACGAUGGUCUAAGCGAUGACAUGUACGUGGAGAAGGCGACAGAUCUCGCAGACAGGCUACUGGGUGCAUAUGAGACUGCGUCUGGAAUUCCACUCGCGAGUGUCAAUCUCCACACGAUGCAAGGAAUUCCAUCCCAUACGGAUGGAGGAGCUUCAUCAACUGCCGAAGCGACUAGCCUGCAGUUGGAGAUGAAAUAUCUGGCCAAACUGACGGGCGAGACGCAUUACUGGGAGAAGGCCGAGCAAGUGAUGAAGGCUGUCGACGAUAACCAUGUCGUUGAUGGUCUCGUCCCUAUUUUCAUCUACGCGGACAAGGGUACUUUCCGUGGCGAAAACAUCCGCUUGGGUAGCAGAGGGGACAGCUACUACGAAUACCUUAUCAAGCAAUACCAUCAAACCUCGAAUCAGGAGCCAGUCUAUCAGGAGAUGUGGAACGAAAGCAUGGCCGGUAUCAAAAAGCACCUCCUGACUUAUACGGAACCUAACAACUUCUUGGUGCUUGCUGAGAGGCCGAAUGGACUGAACAGGGAUCUCAGCGCGAAGAUGGAUCAUCUGGUGUGCUUCAUGCCAGGCACGAUAGCCCUUGCCGCUACUGGAGGCCUUCCACUCGCUCAGGCCAAGAAGCAACCGAAUUGGGGUCCUCAGCAGGAGGAGGAUAUGGAAAUUGCUCGCGAAUUGACCAAGACAUGCAUGGGCAUGUACCGCACCGAGACUGGCCUUGCGCCCGAGAUUGCGCACUUCAACAUACAUGAGCCACCGAAGAUGUACAAUGACUUCGGGCCCAAGGACAGGCCGCAAAGCCCAGUGAACCUUCGAAAGUGCACCAACGCACUCUGUUCAGAUGUGAUUGAGACGACCAAGGAUGAUUUCGUCUUCAAGGCUGCUGAUAUGCAUAAUCUUCAACGCCCGGAGACAGUCGAGAGCCUGUUCUACAUGUGGCGGAUUACUGGUGAUGAUCAGUAUCGGCGUUGGGGAUGGGAGAUGUUUCAAGCUUUCGUCAAAUGGACUGCUGUUGACGAUGGAGAAGGUUUCAGCAGUAUCUCUAACGUUAUGCAAACACCGCCUGCUAUGAGGGAUAAUAUGGAGAGCUUUUGGCUGGUGAGUAACAACUUCCGAUUAUCAGCUCUUGAAAGUAAUGGCUAAUAUGGCGUCUGCUGCAGGCCGAAACACUGAAAUAUUUCUUCCUUCUCUUCUCCAACGACGAUAUACUUCCGCUAAACGAUGUAGUGUUCAACACGGAAGCACAUCCUUUCCCUCGGUUCCAGAUGGGCAAGCUCUUCAAGACCGGAUGGGAGAGAAGAAAAGCUGGCGCUUCUACUUCGCCGCCCGCCCAGGAGAAUUCGGCAGCUCAUCAUGACAACGUGCAGACGAUUGAAGUCACGCAGACGGUGCAGCAGGAAGUUGUCGCUACUAUCACAAAGACCACGGAUCAAGCUGGUGAAGCACCUACGCCUGUUGUUACGGAAUCGCCUGCUCUGAAGAGCGGCGAUGGAGGGAUGAGUGUGCUUGUUGCAUAA